Molecule: messenger RNA, 462 nt
Organism: Echinostoma caproni
Lineage: Eukaryota; Metazoa; Platyhelminthes; Trematoda; Plagiorchiida; Echinostomatidae
Source: the annotation of a GenBank genome assembly
AUGAUGACUCGAAGGAUGGAUCAUGAUGACCAUGAUGAUGACUGGGAUGAUGAUGAUGUUGACUCGCUUGACGAUGACUCGCUUGACGAUGACUCGUGUGAUGAUGAUGAUGAUGAUGAUGAUGAUGAUGACUGCGAUGAUGAUGAUGAUGAUGUUCAUGAUGAUGAUGAUGUUCAUGAUGAUGAUGAUGAGGACUGCGUUGAUGGCGAUGAUUAUGACGACUGCGAUGUGGUUUACUCGGAUGAUAAUGAGUCGGUUGAUGAUGACUGGGACGAUGAUGAUGAUGUUGAUGAUGUAGAUGAUGACUGCGAUGAUGAUGAUGAUGAUGUUCAUGAUGAUGACUCGGACGAUGGUGAUUAUGAUGAUGAUGGUGAUGAUAAUGAAGAUGACGAUGAUGAUGGCUCGGAUGAUGAUGAUGAUGAUGAUGUUGACUCGAAUGAUGGUGAUUGUGAUGAUGACUAG